GGCAGGGAGGUGAAGCUAGUAAUGGUAACAGUAUAAUAACCAUAGAAAGGGAAAAUUUCAAGUUCCCUGCUCCACUCUAAGGAAGGAUGGAGUGGAGGGGUGAGAAGAAGUGAGAAGGAAGAAGACUUGGAGGAGGGACAUGGAGCAGAGAGACAUAUAAAGAAGCUGCAUUUGCUUCUUGGCCUUGGACUGCUAUCAGAGACUUGGAGGGUGCGGAAGGAGACCCUUGAAACAGACAUUCUCCUCCUCAGAAGUUUUGCAUUAGAUCUGCAAAAUGAUGGCCAUCUCUUUGAUUUGGGGAAUUGUUAUAGCAGUGUGCUGUUGUUUGUGGCUAAUUCUUGGAACUAGGAGAAGGCAAAUGGGUGAACCACCUCUGGAGAAUGGGUUGAUUCCAUAUCUGGGAUGUGCUUUGCAAUUUGGUACCAAUCCUCUUGAGUUCCUCAGAGCAAAUCAAAUGAAACAUGGUCAUAUUUUUACCUGCAAACUAAUGGGAAACUACGUCCACUUCAUCACAAAUCCCUUGUCAUACCAGAAAGUGUUGUGCCAUGGAAAAUAUUUUGAUUGGAAAAAAUUUCACUUCUCUGCUUCUGCAAAGGCAUUUGGGCACAGAAACAUUGACCCAAAUGAUGGAGAUACCACUGAGAACAUAAACAAAACUUUCAUCAAAACCCUGCAAGGUGAUGGCUUGAAUUCCCUUGCAGAAACCAUGCUGGAAAAUCUCCAACUCGCCAUGAAACUUCUGGUUGUUCCUCAAUCAAAGAUGCCUGCCUGGGUGACAGAAGGGAUGUAUUCCUUCUGCUACAGAGUAAUGUUUGAAGCUGGAUAUUUAACUCUCUUUGGCAGAGAGUUUAGAGGUCAAGAUGCACAAAAAAGACUUAAUCUAAAUAACCUUGACAACUUCAAGGAAUUUGACAAAAUCUUCCCAGCCUUGGUAGCAGGCCUUCCCAUUCAUGUGUUUAAAACUGCUCACCAUGCCCGGAAAAAAUUGGCAGAAGGUUUGCUCCACAAGAACCUGGGAAAGAGAUACCACAUCUCAGAGCUGGUCAGAUUUAUGAACGACACACUCUCCACCCUAGAUGACAUGGAAAAGGCCAAGUCACACCUUGCUCUCCUCUGGGCGUCGCUAGCAAACACCAUUCCAGCCACGUUCUGGAGCUUGUUUCAGAUGAUUAGGUGCCCCAAAGCAAUGAAAGCAGCUACAGAGGAAGUGAAUAAAACAGUGGAGAAUGCUGGUCAAAAAAUCAACUUUGAAGGCAAUCCUAUUUAUUUGAAUCAAAUGGAACUGAAUGACAUGCCUGUGCUAGAUAGCAUCAUCAAAGAGUCUCUGAGGCUUUCCAGUGCCUCCCUGAACAUCCGAACCGCUAAAGAGGAUUUCACUUUGCACCUCCAGGAUGGCUCCUAUAAUAUCCGCAAAGAUGACAUCAUAGCUCUUUAUCCACAAUUAAUGCAUUUAGAUCCAGAAAUUUACCCAGACCCUUUGACUUUUAAAUAUGAUCGCUACCUUGAUGAAAACGGGAAGACAAAGACUGAUUUCUAUAGAAAUGGAGUCAGAUUAAAGUAUUACUACAUGCCCUUUGGAUCAGGAGCUACAAUCUGUCCCGGACGACUAUUUGCUGUCCAUGAAAUCAAACAAUUUUUGAUCCUGAUGCUUACCUGUUUUGAGCUAGAGCUUGUGGACAGUCAUGUUAAGUGUCCUCCUUUGGACCAGUCCCGGGCAGGUUUGGGUGUUUUGCCACCAUUAAAUGAUGUCGAGUUCAAGUAUAAAUUCAAACAUUUGUGAAAAUAUGGUUGCAGAGAGAGUGCAUUAGAUGAUGUUGCCGGACUGCAAAACACCAUUGGGUGUCUGUCCCUUUGGACAGAUGCAUUUAUUGGUAGCAGAAUUGAUUCAGCUGCUCCAAUUCUGUUCGUUGAUGCUCAUGUGUGAAUCUUAACAUUUCAUCAACAGUUUCCAGACACGACCUCAGACUGUGCUAGUGAAAAAAAAAAAUAGUUUCUACAAGUACAAUAAUUUUUUCUCAUUUGAAUAAGUCAAUGAAUGCUCAUAUAGACAGGGACUGAACUUCAUUAUUUUCAGAGGAAAAAAGUCUUUUUUUUCCCAGAAUGAAGAUAUCCCAAUUGGCAGAAUUGUUUUUCCUAAGGAAACUGCCUUAUUUUUAUGAAACUCACAUAAGAGUUGUGUGAAAAAGGUACAAAUUAUGAAAGAGGUACAAAUUCACGCAAUUGUGUGAAAAAGUAUAAAUUAUGAAAAAGGUACAAAUUCACGUUUUAGUGAAAAUGCACGAUUUUUUUUAAUACAAAGAAAACGUUUUUCACCUCCUCUAUAUCUAGUAUUCAGGGCUUCUAAAAUGAUGAUCUUGAUGUCCUAAAAGAAUGAAGAUGGUUUAAUACAUUUUAAUUUAUUUUUGCUGGAAACUAAUUAUGUUAGGUUUCAACUAUCAUCUAUAAUUUCUGUAGAUUCCACAUCAAUGAAACUAUUCCAGAGAAGGCAGUUUUGUUGUUACUAUUAAACAUGUAUCAAUAAAAAAAAUGUGCUCUCUUGUGAUAUGUUUUAAAAUUGAAACUGAAUGAAACUGGUCAUUUAAAAACUUUUGAUGGGAAACAUGCAAAGUGUGCGAUAAAUGUGGCUUGGCACUGUGCUUUAUUUAAAUACUUUUUAUCUUGAAAUGACUUCUAGUUGAAAGAAAUGUAAGACUAUGUGAUGGUGUUUACUGUGUAAAACAGCACUUUGGUAGAAUAUUUUAAGUGUUGAUAUUUUGUGUUAUAGGCUACUGGAAGCACUUCAGACUAUA
Molecule: messenger RNA, 2789 nt
Organism: Talpa occidentalis (Iberian mole)
Lineage: Eukaryota; Metazoa; Chordata; Mammalia; Eulipotyphla; Talpidae
Product: cytochrome P450 7A1
Exons: 7
Coding region: 275-1780 (501 amino acids)
Biological process (GO): cholesterol homeostasis; bile acid biosynthetic process; cholesterol catabolic process
Molecular function (GO): iron ion binding; heme binding; cholesterol 7-alpha-monooxygenase activity
Source: RefSeq, a predicted model, not a curated record